UCCUAAAAAACAGGCAAACACCUCUCCUUCAAGUUAGUACCGACCCAAACAAGCAGGAAACAGGAAAUGUUCACGUUUCAGUGGGACUGAAACUGCGCGCAGCAGCAUCACGAUGCCGGGGCGCGCGCCCCCCGAGGCUCCGCGCGCCGCCCUUUUCCUCGCCGUGGUCCUCGCGUCCCUUCCCACCCGCCCGGCGCAGGGAGAGGAGGACACAGAACUGUCAGGAGACGCGCUCCCAGGCACGGGAGGCCUGGAUGAAGAGUCAGAGGCUCUAAGCACACUUGCUUCAGUGACCACAGAACCUUACAUCACCAGUAUAAAUGCUGCCCUAAUUGAGGAAGACACAGAACACUUAGAGUUUAUAUUAAUGGUGUUGAUCCCAGUGCUUUUACUGUCUCUCCUACUUCUAUCAGCGAUACUCCUUGUAAUAUACCAUAAAAGAAAAAGGAAUAAACAAGAGCCCUCUAGCCAAGGAUCUCAGAGUGUUUUACAGACACAUGAACUGGGAAGUGAAAACGUGAAAGUCCCUAUUUUUGAGGAAGACACACCCUCUGUGAUGGAAAUAGAAAUGGAAGAGCUUGAUAAGUGGAUGAACAGCAUGAACCGAAACGCUGACUUUGAAUGUUUACCUACUUUAGAGGAAGAAAAGGAACCAAACCACAACAACCCAAGUGACAAUGAAUCCUGAAACUGAAUGGUGCUAAUGCUUUCCAAGAGAAGCAGCCCCGGAGGAAGCCCGCUGGGCCUGCCAACAGAGGAUGAAGAGGAUCCGAAUUUAAUUAACUUCAAAUCAAUGUAAACACAAGAACCUUUUGCUGUUGCUUCCAACGCCCACUCUUCCAUCGCCCAGUGCAUCACCUUUACUUGGAAGAAUGCUUGAUUGAGAAGUGCUGGGCAAAGGCCUGGGUGCCAUCCAUCGCUGAGGGUGGGGGAGCCACGAGGUGCAGUCAGCGCUCAUCACGGGGUGUUCCCUCCGCUCAGCCGACCUCUAGGGACUGGACUACCACUCUGGCUAUGCUGAGUCCCUGUUACCUUUCUGCUUCAUUCCUUGAGUACAAAACUGGAAACUCUUAUCUGUGGUUUCCUUCUGGGUCACUUUAUGACCUAAAUAGCUGGAUAAUUUCUUCUGAUUAGUCAAGUCCUUUGAUAGGUCAGUCACGUUCAGCAGGAACUUUGCUCAAGGUGAGUUAUGUCAUGGAAAAGACAGCAAACAAAGCAAGUGUUUCAAUGUGUACACCAUCCCAGGGGGGUGGUAAGCUUGUUCCUGCCUGCCGUGAGACGCAGCGUGAGAUACACAGUCAAAGGGAUGCUGUUUGGUGAUGUGUGGACUGUAAGUUGGCCAGGUGACAGAGAAAUGGGAAUUUUCCAUGAAAGAGCGACUGUUUUCCUUCUCAGCUAAAAUCAGCUGCUUGUUUCCACUUCCCCAUGGCUCUUCCUUGUCCUCGCCACACCUCCCUGGCGAGUGGUGUGUGGGUAGAUGGGAGCAGCUGGGCCUCUUCCGUCACCUUCUGUGUCCCGGAGAUCUUUAAGGUCAUCUGGAACAAGCAGAACGGCAUCAGGCUCUCUCUGUGCGGGUGGCGGGGACCUCUCCUCGCACUCAGGACCUCUCCUGCACCCGGGACAGGUCUGGUGUGCUCAACGCCACUCCCCAGGAGGCCAACACCCGUCCAUCAGAGAUGACAUUCUACGUGAUACUUGUUGACAUCCUCCUGCUAGAAGUGACGGCGCAAAAUCAGAGGGGCCUAUUUAUCACUCCCACUCACGUAAAAUCAAUCUCCAUUUAAUCCUUAAUUUUCCAGUUCUGACCUUUAAAGCAAUCGAGCAAAUUAGGACUCCUCAGCUCUUCCACAGCACCCAAUAUUUUAUUCCAGGAAAGAAACAAAGAAUGAAAACGGUCUUUUACUCCCCACCCAUAAACUGAGGCGGGGGCGGGGUGGGCUGGCUGAGGGUCACCAAAUAUUUGCUGCUGAAUUUGGGGUCUUGUGUUUGAAAGGCUGCCGUAAUGCAUGAAACAAACUGCCCUCACCCGUUUCAGAAUCCCUUACCUUCUGAACUCUGCCCACAAUUUUAAAGGCAGAAUUCCAGGCUAAGGAGAUCUUUCUGCUCCACUGAAAAAUAGAACUAUCUGGCUGUGUUUAACCACUGCUCUUACGCCACCCCGGGACUGUGCAGAGCUUUGGCAAAAAAACAGUCUUCAUGGUACAGAACCACAACAGAUAUGUCUGUUGUAUUCUUUUUAGCACAUCCGAAUACGGCAUUUUUGUUUUGCAUAUUUUCUAAAGUCUUUUUCUGAUGUGAACCAUUUUUCAAAGUCUUUAGUGAAUUUGUUACAACAUUGCUUCUGUUUUAUGCUUUUGGUUGGGGGGCCUGGUUGGCCAAGAGGCAUGUGAAAUCUUAGUUCCCAACCAGGGAUCAAACCUGCAACCCCUGCGUUGGAAGGCAAAGUCUUAACCACUGGACUGCCAGGGAAGUCCCCUGUUUUGCAUAUUCAUUUUCAACUUGUCGUCCACAGUGACUCUCAGAUAUUUAUGCCAGAAUUGCCAUUUUACCAAAUCGUCAUUUCGGCCUGUUUCAUUUCUUUGUUUCUCAUCAACAUGUUGACUCUCUGAAGAGUCUCUUCUCUCUCUAGCUAGCUGUGUAAGAUUUUUGCUGAACACUUAGGUAGGCAAACAUCACCCAACCCUAUCAAAUAAUGGAUGUUGGCAGUUCAGAGAAGGACAGGGGUUCUUGGAAUCUCACUUGAAGCAGUAUUUCAUAAUAUGGUAAAAAUAUUCUUAUUCAGUGUGUGAAAUUACUUCAAAUUCCAGAAGAAGCCAGCUUCAGCAAUAUGUCAUUGAAUUUAUAUCUGAAAAAUGUACUAACCCCUCUAAUUGCACAAUGUGCAAAGCACUUUAAAAAAUACAGUUUAUUCUGGCAAGAUAUAUGACGUCAGUAUGGGUCAGAACAGCCCAGGGUCGCUUCUAGUGCUCUGUAUAUUUUAUUUACUAUCCAAUCAAAAGGCAUAGGUUAUGGUCCUUCUGAGAACUGUUUUUUAACCCAAACUAAAUUUUUAUGUUUUAGAUUAUUGUUAGUAAAAAUCUUAAUAAUUUGCCCUAAUUAGGUGGCCAGUUAGAGCAUAAUGUGGCUUUAGAAUAUUUUCAAGAUGUUUACAUGUUAUUGCAGUUUUGAACAUGUUAAGCAAGUUAGGUUAACAGCAGCCUCGUUGAACUCCUCAGGAAACUUGUGGUAAUAAACGUAUGAAAACCUCA
Messenger RNA from Bubalus bubalis (water buffalo), 3248 nucleotides. RefSeq names its product transmembrane protein 154 (gene TMEM154). NCBI's taxonomy places the organism in Eukaryota, Metazoa, Chordata, Mammalia, Artiodactyla, Bovidae. The record is from RefSeq and is a predicted model, not a curated record. The coding region runs from base 113 to 688 and encodes 191 amino acids. The transcript is spliced from 7 exons.